GAAGAGGGGAAUGGGCUGGAAAGUAGAGCGUACGAAAAAAAACUGUAGAGGAAAGUAGCCCUCGUGUAGCCUUGCUUAUUUGCAUUUUUUCCCCCCUGGUCCCACCACGGAAGAGCCGGAUGUUUGGUUGCCUUCAAGAUGCUCCUUUCCUGACACCACCGCUUGAGUGAGUCGUCGUCGUGAUUUCCGAUCUUUGAUCUGAGUAGACCAGAAACAAGAAUCCCUUCCCUUCGACGCUCUCUUUCCCAGGCCUCGGAGAUUUUCUCACGGAAAAAAGAAAAGGGGAAAAAAAUAUACCCCUCUUGUCUUGGCGGUCUGUCUCUCUUCUCGUAUCUAGGGCACCGCUUCUUCUCGACCGCCGCCUCUCAUCCAGGUAAUGCAAGACAUGGAGCAGUGGAUGCAUCAAAUUGAACAAUGGGUUCGUCAUCAGCCAGUAGAGCAGCUCUAUGCUGCUCUUGCUGUUCUCAUUGUGACUAUUGCUUUCUUUGCCAUCCUCCGAUUAUUGAAGCCUGCCAAGUCUAGUACCAUAGUGCUUGCUGGAUUAAGUGGCAGUGGAAAAACAGUUCUCUUUUACCAGCUCCGUGAUGGUUCUCCACAUCAAGGUACUGUUACAUCAAUGGAACCGAAUGAGGGUACUUUUAUGCUGCAUUCUGAAAUGGAAAAGAAGGGCAAACUGAACCCCAUCCAUUUGGUUGAUGUUCCUGGGCAUUCACGGCUCAGACCCAAACUUGAUGAAUUCUUGCCUCGUGCAGCUGGCCUCAUUUUCGUUGUGGAUGCUUUAGAUUUCUUACCAAACUGUCGAGCAGCUGCUGAGUAUCUGUAUGAUAUUCUGACUAAAGCAAGCAUAGUGAAGAGGAAAGUCGCCAUUUUGAUUUUAUGCAACAAGACAGAUAAAGUGACAGCACACUCCAAGGAAUUCAUCAGGAAACAAUUAGAGAAAGAAAUAGACAAGCUUCGUACGUCAAGAAAUGCCCUAUCCACUGCUGACAUUGCCAAUGAAUAUACGCUUGGGGUGCCUGGAGAGGCAUUUUCCUUUUCUCAUUGCCGAAACAAGGUGACAAUAGCAGAUGCAUCUGGUUUGACUGGUGAGGUAUCUCAGGUGGAGCAGUUCAUCAGAGAGCAUGUGAAGCCUUAGCAAUUGGUUUUUUGGGCUUUUUCUUUUUCGAACUUGCGGACUCGAUGGUUUAAAGAAUAAAAGGUUGAGCCGGUUUCAUGAUGAUUAGUGUUGAUUGCAUGCUCUUGCCAUCUCAUGCAUCUUUCUUUAAAUGUCGAGACUGCUCGUGUCACAUUUGAUUUGCUAGAACUAGGGACAAUGACUUGUUAUUCAGAAAACAAAGAACUAGGACAGUGAGAACAUGCUGUAUGAUGUCAUAAUUCAGAAACCAUUCAAGCUGUUCGGUGAGUGCUGCUGCUUGUGAUUUAUGGAGAUUAGGUUUUGCCUAAUAUUAAUUAACAGUUACAGGUA
Elaeis guineensis (African oil palm) is the source of this 1465-nucleotide messenger RNA. NCBI's taxonomy places the organism in Eukaryota, Viridiplantae, Streptophyta, Magnoliopsida, Arecales, Arecaceae. The record is from RefSeq and is a predicted model, not a curated record.